Molecule: messenger RNA, 2038 nt
Organism: Zea mays
Lineage: Eukaryota; Viridiplantae; Streptophyta; Magnoliopsida; Poales; Poaceae
Exons: 8
Coding region: 132-1610 (492 amino acids)
Biological process (GO): inositol phosphate biosynthetic process
Cellular component (GO): nucleus
Molecular function (GO): ATP binding; inositol-1,3,4,5,6-pentakisphosphate 2-kinase activity
Source: RefSeq, a predicted model, not a curated record
GUCGGGUUUUGCUAGGGUUUACUGCUUGUCUUCCUUUCUCGGCAGUCGGCACAUUCGCGGCUUCGCCUGAUCGCGUACGCCGCUUCGUCCUGAUUCUCAAUCUCUGGUGCUCCCAUGAAGAAAGACAGGGAAUGAAGGACCGCCACCUCGCGCUGAACCAGACCCAGAGGGUCCGCCUCGAGGCCGCGCUUCAAGAGCUCCAGUCCGUUGCGCCCGCCGCUGCCGUCACCGUCGCGGACACCAUUCCCGUCAAUCAAGAGGACAACAUCCUCAACUGCAGAUUCUCGAUGGAGAUGAAUGGGGUUCUGCAAGCCGCGGAUGCCAAGUACUGGGUUUACAAGGGUGAGGGCGCCGCGAAUCUCAUCCUCAGCUACACCGGCUCAUCCCCUACUAUGCUUGGCAAGGUAUUGCGGGUCAAGAAGCUUCUAAAUGACAAGUCACAGCUGCCACCAAGUUGUAUGGUCUUCUCAAGUCAUGAGCAACUCCUGUGGGGCCAUAUUCCAGAACUGGUUGAGUCUGUCAAACAAGAUUGCUUGGCUCAAGCCUAUGCUGUACAUGUUAUGAGCCAACAUCUGGGUGCCAAUCAUGUCGAUGGUGGGGUUCAUGUACGUGUUUCUAGGGAUUUUCUAGAGCUUGUUGAAAAGAAUGUUCUUAGCAGCCGUCCUCCUUGGAGAGUAAAUGCAAGUUCAAUUGAUAUCACUGCUGAUGCCGCUCUUCUAAUAGCAGACCACUCUUUAUUCUCUGGUACUCCAAAGGGUAGCAGCUGCAUAGCUGUAGAGAUAAAGGCCAAAUGUGGGUUUGUGCCAUCAUCAGAAUAUAUAUCAAAAGAUAAUUCUAUCAAGAAACAAGUAACGAGAUAUAAAAUGCAUCAGCACCUCAAAUUUCAUCAGGGUGAGAUAUCGAAGACUAGUGAAUACAAUCCUCUUGAUCUAUUUUCUGAGUCGAAAGAAAGAAUAAGCAUGGCCAUCAAGUCAUUUUUCUCAACUCCUCAGAACAACUUCAGGAUUUUUGUCAAUGGAUCUUUAGCUUUUGGUGGCAUGGGAGGUGGUGCAGAUAGUGUUCAUCCUGCUGACACUGAUAAGUGCAUUAAAGAUCUCAGCAAGGUCAGUGGCCUGGAACUCCCUGACUUCACUGAGCUCCUGUCAGAGACAAUUUUCAAAUCUGGGGUAUUGGGCAAACUGUUGACCACUCAAAAGCUGGAUGAUCAUGACAUUGAAGGGGCAAUUCAUCUGUACUACAACAUAAUUUCUCAGCCUUGUUUAGUCUGCAAAAACCUAACUGAUGUAGAGCUAUUGCGGAAGUACACACUCUUGCAUUCUCUUCCGUUGGACAAGAGCUUGAAGAUUGUCAGAAACUUCCUCAUUUCUGCUACUGCAAAGGACUGUAGCCUGAUGAUCAGCUUUCGGCCAAGAGAGAAUGGAAGUACAGAUUCUGAGUAUGAUUCAGUGUUUCUUGAAUCAGCGAAGCGAACCUAUGAGUACAAGACAUAUUUCGUUGAUCUGGAUGUGAAACCUCUGGACAAGAUGGUACAUUAUUUUAAACUGGAUCAGAGGAUAGUCAAUUCCUACACAAGAUAUGGGGAGGUCUUGCCACCUCCAAAGGGCAAGUAAUACCAAAGACACUUCGGCGAUUCAGCUCCAACAAUGAGGAGCCUCUCUUCUUACUAUAUACGUCUGGACUAUGGAGAAGGGUGCAUCAGAGAGCUCCAGCCCACUACGCCCUUAGGUUCUGUGCAUAUAUUGUUGUAUCUCUUAACUGUUUGAUGAUAUGGAAUAUUCUUUUCCCAAUAUGGUACCGAGCCUUUCUUGAGCCUCCUCCUCGCUGCCGCUCUUCUUCGGAAUGCCGCGGCAUUUGCCCUCCCCUCAUGUUUGGCGAGCCGGCUGCACGUACAGCACGACAGUGAGUGCCAGGGACAUGCACAUCAUGGCGACGGUUUAAGCUUGUGGACACUCAGCAGAUAGGGUGAUGACCGCCAUUCCCUGUAUGACAGACACGAUGUGCAUGCAACAUGAUCAGCCAUUCGAUGCAUUUGAUUUGA